GCGUCGCUACGGCUAACGUCUUCACUUGGGAACAAACCACACAGACAACCUAAUAUGACGCGAAUAAGGGCGCCGGCCAACCUGCCGGAACUGGUGAAGAACACCUUUAACAAGGCCAAGAGCAACGGCGAUGUAAACUUUUACCCCACGCAGGCCACGGUCCUCCAUGUCAACUCCAUCCCUUUCCAACUCCGCUUCUCCCCAGCGCUAGCCUCCAAGCCCAAGCCCCCAAAGCCCGCCCCAUCGAACGCCCCCGGCACCAAGCAGCCGCCGCCGUUCAACCCCUUCGCCGACCCGUCGCCGGCCCUCCUCGUCGCCCGACUCGACCCGCCGUCGCACGUUCUGGUGCUCAACAAGUUCGCCGUCGUGCCCGAGCACUUCAUCCUCGCCACCGCCUCCUUCGAGCCCCAGGCCCACCUCCUGUCCGCCGCCGACCUGGCCGCGGCGCGCGCGUGCGUCGACGCGUACCACGACGCUUCCUCCGCCGACGGCGGCGGCGGCAGCCUGUUCGUCUUCUUCAACAGCGGUCCGCACAGCGGCGCCAGCCAGCCCCACCGCCACCUGCAGCUGCUCCCCGUCGACCGCAUGCGCGACGGCCUGCCGCCCGGGUCGGGCUGGCGGGUCCUGGCCGACGCGCUGCUGCCUGACGACGGAGACGGCGACAACGACGGGGCGCAAGGGGGGGACGACGACUCGCUGCUGCUGCUGCCGUUCCGCUGCUUCGCCGAGCGGCUCGACGGCGCCGGCGGGGGCGGGAGCAGCGGCGAGGCGCUGCGCGCGGCGUACCUGCGGCUGUACCGGCGGGCAUGCGAGGAGGUGCUCGGGACGACGGCAGAGGAGGAGGAGGAGGGGGAGGCGCGCAUCAGCUACAACCUCGCCAUGACCAGGGACGUCAUGGCGCUGUGUCCGCGGCGGGCCGAGGGUGGGCCGGUCGUGGCUGGGGACGGUGGAGAGGAGGUGGGCAGGCUGGCGCUCAACGGGACCGUGCUGGCCGGCACGGCGCUCGUCAAGUCGCAGGCCGAGUGGGACGCGCUGAGGGCGGACCCGGGGCAGCUGGUGCGGGUGCUGGCCAGGAUAUGACUUUUUGAUCCCGCGCUGCUGCCUGUCUAAUCUCUCGCUCUACGCUGGUAUCAUUGGUCUUGGUUGUGUUCCUAGGUAGUAUCUAGGUCACUUCAAGUGAAAGGAAGGAGGCAACAUUAUUUUCCUCG
This is a messenger RNA of Gaeumannomyces tritici R3-111a-1, 1208 nucleotides long. RefSeq lists its product as hypothetical. The record is from RefSeq and is a predicted model, not a curated record. The transcript is spliced from 2 exons. Bases 55 to 1080 code for a protein of 341 amino acids. NCBI's taxonomy places the organism in Eukaryota, Fungi, Ascomycota, Sordariomycetes, Magnaporthales, Magnaporthaceae. Gene Ontology annotation, biological process: nucleotide metabolic process. Gene Ontology annotation, molecular function: ATP:ADP adenylyltransferase activity; ATP binding.